Molecule: messenger RNA, 921 nt
Organism: Mucor velutinosus
Lineage: Eukaryota; Fungi; Mucoromycota; Mucoromycetes; Mucorales; Mucoraceae
Exons: 6
Coding region: 1-921 (306 amino acids)
Biological process (GO): mitochondrial L-ornithine transmembrane transport
Cellular component (GO): mitochondrion
Molecular function (GO): L-ornithine transmembrane transporter activity
Source: RefSeq, a predicted model, not a curated record
AUGGCUUCAUUAACCGCAGAAAAGAUUGAGAUCAAUGACAUCCAGCCAGGAAUGUCGCAAGCCGUAAAGGAUUGUAUCAGUGGAACUGUAGGCGGUAUCGCUCAAGUUCUUUUCGGUCAGCCUUUUGACACGGUGAAAGUCCGUCUCCAAACACAAUCAACCACGAAUCCAGUCUACUCUGGUAUGAUGGACUGUGUCAAGAAGACUCGUGCACAGGAAGGACUUGCCGGAUUUUACAAGGGUACUAUGACGCCUUUAGUGGGUAUCGGUGCUUGUGUAUCUAUUCAAUUUGUCGUACUUGAGGCCAUGAAGCGUCAUUUUGCUAGUGUCAACAAGAAGGGAGAGUUCCUCAGCAACAGCCAACUCUACUUGGCUGGUGCUGCUAGUGGUCUCGCCAACUCAUUUGUAUCAGGCCCUGUGGAACACAUCCGUACAAGACUUCAAGUUCAGACAGGAACUGGAUUCAGUGGUCCUAUUGAUUGCAUUCGUCAAAUCUACAAUGCUCAUGGUAUCAGAGGUAUCUAUAAGGGCCAAGCCAUUACCAUGGCUCGUGAGUUCCAAGGUUAUGGUGCCUACUUCUUGGCUUAUGAAUUCCUCGUUCAAGAGGCUAUGAAGAAGAACAACUUAGAGAAGCGCUCCGAAUUACCUACCUGGAAGGUCUGUGCUUUCGGUGCUGCUGCUGGUUAUGCCAUGUGGUUCACUAUUUAUCCUAUGGAUGCCAUCAAGUCCAAGUUGCAAACAGAUGGCUUCACUCCUCAAACCAAGAAAUACUCUUCUGCCUUAGACUGUGCUCGCAAGACAUUUGCCAAGGAAGGUGCUGCUGGUUUCUUUAGAGGUAUUGGUCCCUGUUUGCUUCGUGCUGCUCCUGUCAAUGCAGUUACUUUUAUGGGUUUCGAAAUGGCCAUGCGUGUAUUAUCUUAG